Molecule: messenger RNA, 1007 nt
Organism: Scomber scombrus (Atlantic mackerel)
Lineage: Eukaryota; Metazoa; Chordata; Actinopteri; Scombriformes; Scombridae
Exons: 8
Coding region: 167-787 (206 amino acids)
Molecular function (GO): calcium ion binding
Source: RefSeq, a predicted model, not a curated record
AGGAGGACAUGCCUCUAAAGCUUUACAGCAGUUUGCCUGCCCUGAGACGUUGUCACUCACUGCUUCCUCUGUUUUACUAAACAGGCCUCACAAGGAUCCAAACCGUAGAUAUCCAAGGACCUCUGUUGGUCAGUGAUGCCAUGGCUGAGAGUCAAGUGGCAGCCAGAUGGCCUUAUGGGGGGUUGUAAGAAUGGGCCAAACUGCAACUUUGCCCUGCAGGAGAGGAGAAUCUUAUGUUACAGAACUGUACCAGUGGUUCAGAAAGUUUAUUAAUGAAUGUCCAAGUGGGCUGAUUACUCUCCAUGAGUUUCAAAGGCAUUUCUGCAAUGGAACAGUGGGCAGUGAGUCAGCAGAGUAUGCUGAAAAGAUAUUCCGCACCCUGGACAAUAAUGCGGAUGGGGUGGUGGAUUUCAGGGAGUAUGUCAUGGCCAUUAGCAUGCUUAUAGAAGGGUCAGCUGUGGAGAAGCUGCGCUGGUCAUUCAAGCUCUAUGACAAAGACAGAGAUGGAGCCAUCACGAAGGAGGAGAUGCUGGAUAUAAUGCAGGCUGUGUAUAAGAUGAGUGUAGCCACUGCUUUGACCAAACCCAACCCACUUACAGCUGAAGAAUGUACCAACAGGAUAUUUGUGCGAUUAGACAAAGACAAUAACGCCAUCAUCAGUCUGGAGGAGUUCAUAGAGGGAGCGCUGGAUGAUGAUUGGAUCAGAGAGAUGCUGGAAUGUGACCCCAGUACUGUGAAGGUGGAGAGGCCCCUGAGGAGGGACACCGCUUUGGGGACUCAUGGUUGACCUGAAGCAAGUCAUUGUAUUCUGAGAGCAAAGAAAUGAAGCAGUUUAUGUUUGGACUGAAAUUUCCAUGAAACAUGACAUCAUGGUCUGUAGAGUCACUUCAAGGGAGACACCGGAGAGAAACUAGAAAAUGUGCACACAGUUAUUUCUUUGUUGCAUCAUUUCUGUAUGACUAUGUUUGAAUGCAUCUCUGUAUUGAAUAAAUCAUAGCUGUCAUGAC